AUGAGGAUUCGGGAGCUCCGAGAUGGGCUGGAGGUGGAGGACGACGAGCGGGAGGAGCAGGGAUCGGAGGUUGGCAGUGGUUACGGGGAGGUUGUCGCGGUUGUGCGACUGCGGGCGAAGCGCGCUAUCGUUGGUGCCGGCGCGAGGGUCCUGUUCUAUCCGACGCUUCUCUACAACGUGCUCCGCAACCGGUUCGAUGGCGAGUUCCGCUGGUGGGAUCGCAUCGACAAGUAUGUUUUGCUAGGUGCUGUUCCGUUCUCUAGCGAUGUUCUGCGCCUGAAGCAACUUGGUGUAAGAGGAGUUGUUACACUCAAUGAACCCUAUGAAACUCUGGUUCCGACAUCCUUAUACCAGGCUCAUGGAAUCAAUCAUCUCAAAAUUCCUACAAGAGACUACCUGUUUGCCCCAUCCCUGGAGCAUAUUUGUCGUGCAGUGGAUUUUAUCCAUUGUAAUGAAGUGCAAGGUGGUAGCACCUAUGUCCACUGUAAGGCUGGAAGGGGACGAAGCACCACUAUAGUUUUGUGUUUUUUGAUCAAGUACAGAAAUAUGACUCCUGAAGUAGCUUUGGAUCAUGCGAGGUCUGUGAGGCCUAGAGUGCUUUUAGCGCCCGCACAGUGGCAGGCCGUUAAAAUGUUCAGCAAGCUCAACGCUAGAUGCCUUUCCAUACAGAGCUCGAACCCAACUUGCUCAGCACUAUCUUAUGAGGAAUCCAGUGAACUGUCAAGCACGCUGAGCAGCAGAUGCCUUCGGAUUCAGAGCUCAAAUGAGGUCUCGAUAACUUGUGAAGAAUCCAAUGAAGCAUCCUUUGGAGACCCUGAAGUUGAUGGCUACACCACCACUGAGUUUGACACCGAGCAUUUUGUUUUACCUCGUUGUCGAAGUAUGCUGUCCAGACCAACGAGCCCCACUGGGUGUAGUGAUGCAGUCUUCAUAACCGAAGAAGAUCUAGAGGGCUAUGAGACCUACGCCGAUGACGGGAAGGACGUUGUCGAAGUGCAAGUAGUGGUUCGCCACAAGCCCAUCAUGAGGAAACUCUCCUGCUUCCUUGGGUCCUUGAAGCUUACCGGCAAUUGCGAGCCACCACCUGGCCGUUUGACCGAGGUUCGAGCCUGCUAG
Molecule: messenger RNA, 1116 nt
Organism: Zea mays
Lineage: Eukaryota; Viridiplantae; Streptophyta; Magnoliopsida; Poales; Poaceae
Product: dual-specificity protein-like phosphatase 4
Biological process (GO): protein dephosphorylation
Molecular function (GO): phosphoprotein phosphatase activity
Source: RefSeq, marked provisional